CGGCGGCUCAUGCAGUGGGCACACCUGUGCUAUCGAUGAGAUGUGUGUUCAGGCAGGGCAGACGUACAUUUGUGUAAAGCAUGAUUAUGUAACUGCGAGGUGCCAAGAGGAAUGGGGACGUACAGACGAUAUGUGUUUUUUUGUUGAAUUGGAUACUAAGAAUUGGACAGAAGCCAAGGAUUAUUGCGCCAGCACUGGGGGUGAACUGCUGACGUUUGUAUCACAAGAGCAAUAUCAACAUCACAAAGGAUGGCUCUUUUUCCGGGUAGAUUUGCUCACCAGAAAUACUACAACAUCGGGAAAGAUUUGGACAGGGCAGGCGUAUACACUAAACAUGCCACGGUGGAUGCCUAUCGAAACCACAGCGACAAAUGAUAGUAACCUGUGUCUGGGAUUGCCAUAUAACCGGACAGGUUUUGAAAACAGCACAGUUCACAUUGGACCUAUGGAGGCUGUCAGUUGCGAUGAAAACAAUGGAUUUGCUUGUCAACAAAAAGCUCCUGGUUAUUGGCCAUAACGGAAUCAACGAGGUGCGAUUUGGUGAGGAUGAAUUUCUUGUUUUCCAAUACACUGUGAGACCUACAAUUGGGCGAUGAUAAGUGUAUAAUAUGGAAGGACGAUGAUUUAUUUUGUACCCGAUUUGAUGUCACUGUGACAUGCCUGCCACAUGAUAUUUGACUUCGCUCGCACUAGAUGUUUUGAUGGACGAGUCCACCUCCGAUGAGAGUUAGAAUAUGUUUCUUUAAGCAUAUAGACAUCGUGUCUUUGUAUAUGAAGACAACAAGUUUUUACAUAUGUAGCCUAUACACGACCAAGGGUUAUGUCGAUAAGCUUUCCUUACUUAUUAUUAUCUUAUCUAUGUUGUUUUGACACAUAACGUAUAGUGAUCAUGAUAUUAAUGUUGAUUCAAUGUUGAUACAUGUAUUUCAUUAUAUUUUCUGUCCUAGUUUUACAAUUCUAAAAACCUUCCCAUACUUUCUGAAAAAAAUACUUAUGUAUUGGGAGAUUUUAUUUAAUGUAAAAUGUGAGUUUCGUAGACAUUAAGAAAUUCAUAAUUACUUUUUCAAAUCUUCAGUUUACUUCUCACUGUCCGAACCGGAAGCAAAACUAAACACCAAAUCUGAUUGAAAUCCGGAUUUGUUUUGGCUACUGCGGUUCUUCUUUCACACAUUUAAAAUAGACAACUCAAAUUAUAUAAUGUCGGUAUAAGUAAUUGAAAUUUAAUUACAAAUAGACUCGAAUCAAUGGUAAAUUAGAUUAAUAAUAUUUUGAAUACUGUUAUUUUUGUACAACUGAUAAGGAUGUACCACGUAUAGUAUCUGGUUAUCAUACUGGUAUAACGAGACAAGAGGUAUACGUGGAAUAUAUUUUCGUUUCCGAAACCUUCAUAGUCGUUUUUACUAGAGCAGAAAUAGUGACUUUCAGAAUGAUAUCCUCGUCGUAGCGGUUUAAUGAUACGAAAUUAAAAUAAAAUGUAUGUGUUAAUGCAAAUACAUUGUAUCCGUAUGUCGUAAAAUUGUUUACAAUUGUAUAAUUUCUGAUUGUUUAAAAUUAA
Molecule: messenger RNA, 1555 nt
Organism: Pecten maximus
Lineage: Eukaryota; Metazoa; Mollusca; Bivalvia; Pectinida; Pectinidae
Product: perlucin-like protein
Exons: 5
Coding region: 41-517 (158 amino acids)
Source: RefSeq, a predicted model, not a curated record